UUUAAAAACCAAACAACAGGUUGUUUUGUGUGCCGGUCGGUUCUGAAUUUUAUUUCCCUGUUAUGCGUUAAAAUGCUGUUCAGUUUAUUCAAUUACUAUUUCAUUGUGGGCUUUUAUGCCAUCGGAGUGUUCGUUGCAUCUUGUGCAUUCAAACUGUGUUUCUAUGCAGCCUAUUUAACUGACCAACGAACGGCACAGACACCUUCCGAGUAUGAUUAUAUCAUCGUUGGAAGCGGAACAGCCGGUUCCUGGAUUGCCACAAGUAUUCCUUCCGAAAGUGUGCUCAUCGUGGAAGCUGGUCCGACGUGGAACGGGUUAAUGGACAUUCCACUAUUUUUGCCCUUAGUGCACGGCACACAGUACGAUUGGCAGUACGUUACAGAACCUCAGACACAAUCCUGCUGGGCUAUGAACGAAAAUCGUAGCCGUUGGCCUAUGGGUAAAACUGUCGGUGGAACCCACAUGCUUAACAACAUGAUUCACUACAAGGCGGAAAGGAAGGAUUUUUCUGAUUGGUUUGAACGUGCCCAAGAUUUAGACCGAUUUCUGGAGUUUUUCGAGCACGAUCUAUGGUCGAAUGUGGAACGCGGGUUUACCACCGAGCUGGGAACCGUGUUUAUCGACGCUGCCAAAAGCCUCGGGUUCGGAGAGGAAGAGUUUUUCCAACCCUUCCUUACAACACGACACGGCAAACGAUGGACAACGGCCCACGCUUACGAAACCGCCCAGCGAAACGGACACACAAGAAUGACAAACAGUUUGGUGGAAAAAAUAACGGUUCAAGAAGGUGUUGCCAGAAGUUUGCUCGUUUCCCGCGCAGGUGGAACACCUUUUUUGGUAAACGCACGAAAAGGAAUCAUUUUAGCAGCGGGAACGGUCGGAUCGGCUAAACUGCUGCUUCACAGUGGCAUUGGGCCUCGGAAGGAGUUGGAGAAGCUGGGUAUUGAUACGGUUGUCGACCUGCCACAUGUUGGUAAAAACCUACAAGACCACAUCGGUACGGGAUCGGAGCUGCUUUUAAUCGAGAACUCGCUUAAUCUGCAUCCGGUUGAUUUGGUUCAUCCGGCGAAUGUUUGGAACUACUUCACCAGCAACCAUCGCCAAUCGUCACUGUCGUUCGGUGGUUGUGAAGCGGUCGGAUUUGUAUCGCUGGAUAGUAAUUACACGAGCGACCUGCAAUUUAUGGUACUUCCGGCCGGUCUAACUUCUGAUGGUGGUGUACACUUGCGGAAAAUUCUGAACCUACAAGAUUCCGUAUGGGACGAUUACUAUGAACCGCUGUUGCGUAUGGGACAGCCAGCCGUUACGGUUUUACCAAUACUGUUACACCCAAAGAGCAAGGGUCAAAUCGUUCUAAAAAGCGCAAAUGUACGGGACACGCCAGUUAUCGAUCCAAACUAUCUGGCCUCGCAAGAUGAUGUCACCGUUCUCAUCAAAGGAAUACGCUUGCUGCAAAAGAUCACACAACAACCGGCAGCGAGAAAAGUAGGCCUAGAGUUUAAUCCAAGACCGUUCCCCGGUUGCUCGAUGCUACCGUUCGAUAGUGAUGCGUACUGGGAGUGCUACGUUCGAUCCGUCACGCACACAAUCUAUCAUCCUGUGGGGACGUGCCGGAUGGGACAUUCCGAUCUGGAUUCGGUCGUGUCAUCGGUCGAUCUGCGUGUGCAUGGCGUGCACAAUUUGUUCGUAGCGGAUGCGUCCGUUAUGCCGAGCCUUCCGAGCGGAAAUCCGAACUCAGUUGCAAUGGCCAUCGGCGAGUACUUUGUGCGAUCGAAUUUUCCACCCAUAGGAAUGCCGACGAAAUAAAACAAAACGAACCUGUCCUCCUGUUGCUUAGACAACAAUGACGUACAUGAAAAGCACA
Molecule: messenger RNA, 1864 nt
Organism: Anopheles stephensi (Asian malaria mosquito)
Lineage: Eukaryota; Metazoa; Arthropoda; Insecta; Diptera; Culicidae
Product: glucose dehydrogenase [FAD, quinone]-like
Exons: 2
Coding region: 73-1806 (577 amino acids)
Molecular function (GO): ecdysone oxidase activity; flavin adenine dinucleotide binding
Source: RefSeq, a predicted model, not a curated record